UUGUGAUAACAAAUUAGACACACAUUCCUUGCUCUUUCCUUCUUCUCUUUGCCCUUUUUCUUUCUUCUAACUCUCCCUUUCAACAUCUCAUAUAUAUCUUACGACAAUGUUUGUUCUCCAACACACCUCCGUUGGGCGCUCUCGUCUCUUCUUCACUCCACACCCCCACAUUCCAACUCCAAGAGCUCUGCUUGAUUGGGGAUUUAUGCGUCCGUUUGGCAUCUUGGUGCUUCACAUCAAGCAAUCAAAACAGAAUGAGAGUUGGAAAUGUGUGUACGAAUAUUUGGGUUAUACUUAAUCAGAUUUUUGAACGUGUAAUUAGUUUAUUUAGGAGAUGCACAUUCGUUGUUCUAUCUAUGGGUUCAAUUCCUGUUCAUGUUGCUUUCAUAAUGGAUGGGAAUAGGAGAUUUGCAAAGAAAAGAAAGUUGGCAGAAGGGGCUGGCCAUAGGAUUGGGUAUUUGGCUUUGACAUUCAUGCUCAAGUAUUGCUAUGAAUUGGGUGUGAAGUAUGUAACUGUUUAUGCCUUCAGCAUCGAUAAUUUUAGAAGAAGUCCUGAAGAAGUUCAAAGUGUGAUGGAUCUGAUGUUGGAAAAAGUUGAAUUGCUGAUUAGAGAAGAAAGCCUUGUGAAUCAAUAUGGAGUUAGACUUCACUUUUUAGGAAACUUAAAUCUAUUGAGUGAACCUGUCAGGAAAGCAGUUCAAAGAGCUAUGGAAGCCACUAGAAACAAUAACAGAGCAGACCUUGCUAUCUGUGUUGCUUACACUUCCACUGAUGAAAUUGUUCAUGCUGUUGAAAGGUCUUGUGAAGAGAAAUGGAAUGAGAUGAAUUCAAAAAGUGCAAGUGGAGUAGGAUAUGGUUUAAGCAAAUUAGGUGUGGCUAAAAAUGGUGAGAACUCCAUAACAUUAGCCGAUGUCGAGAAGCAUAUGUAUACCGGAGUUGCUCCCGACCCUGAUAUGUUAAUUCGCACAUCUGGAGAGGCCCGCUUGAGCAAUUUCCUUCUAUGGCAGACCUCUUUAUGUUAUUUGUAUUCUCCUUCUGUUCUUUGGCCAGAAAUAAAUUUUUGGCAUUUUUUGUGGGCAAUGUUGAAUUUUCAAAGAAACAAUCAUCAUUUGGUAAAGAAAAGGAAACAAUUAUAAUCUCCAUUCCUAGUUUUCUCAAGGAAAUAGAUUUGAUGAUUAUUGUUAUGGAGGUUCAUGUUUUGUUUUCCCUUAAUAUUAUUGGGUAAGUUAAUGUAACUCUAUUAUCUUCUCUUGGAACACCUCUUAUGUAUGUUGUAUACAAGUUAUAAUAAUAGUACAACUUUUUUGCCGCUUA
Benincasa hispida (wax gourd) is the source of this 1314-nucleotide messenger RNA. Its product is annotated as dehydrodolichyl diphosphate synthase CPT3-like. Gene Ontology annotation, molecular function: ditrans,polycis-polyprenyl diphosphate synthase [(2E,6E)-farnesyl diphosphate specific] activity. The record is from RefSeq and is a predicted model, not a curated record. Gene Ontology annotation, cellular component: endoplasmic reticulum. Lineage: Eukaryota; Viridiplantae; Streptophyta; Magnoliopsida; Cucurbitales; Cucurbitaceae. Gene Ontology annotation, biological process: polyprenol biosynthetic process.